Messenger RNA from Drosophila montana, 1871 nucleotides. RefSeq lists its product as uncharacterized. Bases 104 to 703 code for a protein of 199 amino acids. The transcript has a single exon. Lineage: Eukaryota; Metazoa; Arthropoda; Insecta; Diptera; Drosophilidae. The record is from RefSeq and is a predicted model, not a curated record.
GUAGUUAAUUUCCCAGGCCCCCCAAAAAAAAAAAAACACCUGUACAUAUAUGUGCAUAUAUAUAUGUUAUGUAUUGUUUUAGUCCAAAUUCAUUGUUUGUAUCAUGUUGGGACUGCGACUGAUGCUUAGGCUAUUACCGCUAUUGCUGUUGCGUGGAGCUCUUGCAGAAACAACAAAAAAGCCCGUUUUCGAGUUGCCGGAACGCUGCAAAUAUCUAAAGGACUCAAAAGAGCUGAUGCACCUGAGGUGCAAAGGUAAUUUCCCGCUGGUGGCAUAUACCAAAUUCCGUGAUACCUUUAUGAAGCAGACCGAUCGUAUGGCUCUUUUUAUGCCCAACUCUAUGGAUUAUGUGAUGGUUGCGCUCAAGGAAUCCGAACUGCAUGACUGCGAUAGCAUUCGACUGAUUGAGGUCAAUGAGUAUAUAUGCUACCCGAAGGAUGGCGGCAAGCGAACCGUCAAACUGAGAUCGGCUCGAAUGUAUUGCUUUCCAUUUCAUAUACAAUUGCCCGAUGAUCUGAUGCAUGAGUGCUUGGAUCAGAAGAUGCAGUCCUCUAGGUCUGCGUUGCAGGCCAGCGUGCUGAGGACCAAACGCGGCAUCAUACACUACACGUUCGACCAUGAUUCGGCUGUUCAAUAUUUACUGCCCAAACAAAUUGCCAUUUUUCUAACAAUAUUGAUUCUAUCAAUGCUUCUAUAUUUCUAAAUUGAAGAUGACAGGAUUCGAAUUGCGAGCAGCGAAUGCGAAUGCGAACAAGCGAUGAGUGACAAGUAACGAGAGAGAAGCAGCUAGAAGAAAACAGCGAGUAAGAUGCAGCGACUAAUCGACAACAACAACAAGAAAGAAUAAAACAAAGCAGAGGUUAUAAGUAGCGAUUAGUUAACAACGAAUUGUAAGUGGAAUCAGCAAACGAGUUAUUGUAGUGAUUAUCCAGACGCGACUAGAAGGCAACAGAUUAUCCAGGGAGUUCAGAAACCAACUAGUCAAAAACAGCAAGUAAUAGUCAGUGAUUUCCAGCAGCGAGGUAUGAGAAAGAAGAACAAGAAGCGAGUAAGGAACAGCAUGUCAGAAACAACGAGUAUGAACCGAAAUCAAUGAGUUAGUCAUUUAUUAAGUGGUGAAUGGUGAGCAACGAGUAAGCAGCAGCAAGCAACAAGUAAGAAACAGCGAAUGAGAUAUAAUCAGCAAAAAGAAUCACAAUCAACGAGUUAAAGGCAGCAAGAAAGAAUCAUUAAACAACAAAGAAUCAUUAAAGAAUCAUUAACGGCGAGUCGGAAUCAAGCAACACGAAGUGAACAAAUGUGAAGAAUAAUCAACGAGUUGUGGGCAGCGAGAGAGAUGCAGUAAAUAUUGGGCAACGAAUCAGAAGUAACGAGUUGUACGCAGCGAGUAAGAAGCGAGUUGCGUGCAAAUCGUUCCCACAAGCGAGUUGCCCUUCAGGAGCUGCCAUCGACCAGCUAUCUGCAGCGACGAGUUACAAAUAUCGAACUGUCAUCAGUUGAGUGUUGCCACCACAACGUGCUACAUUACAAAUAUCUAAAAUCUCUCUUCGUUAACCAAUUAACGGUCGUAAAUUUUAAUACGCAUCUCGCUAAAUGAGAUCCAUUGUGUGGAGUCGGGCCAUAGAGAUUGAUCAAAAGCCAAAAGUACAGAGUUCAAUAUUGAAAAAAAAAAAAAAAAUAAGCAUGAACAACCAAAAGUACUUUAAAGCUUUAAAUCGCUCCAGACAUGCCAGUCUCAUGAGAUGCGUUCGGAGUUGAUGUUGUGUUAAAUCGAAUUUCUUUUUGUUCAGUGUUAUUUUUAUCCAUGCUCAUCUGCGUGUUCAACUGCAAUGUUAAAUAUUUAUUUUAUAAACAUUAAAAUGCAUAUCGUA